Molecule: messenger RNA, 4653 nt
Organism: Panicum virgatum (switchgrass)
Lineage: Eukaryota; Viridiplantae; Streptophyta; Magnoliopsida; Poales; Poaceae
Product: pentatricopeptide repeat-containing protein At4g01570-like
Exons: 4
Coding region: 61-2370 (769 amino acids)
Molecular function (GO): protein binding
Source: RefSeq, a predicted model, not a curated record
UGCAUAGAGGCUAGACCAUCCACUACCUGGCAGCGAAGACGCGCGGGGGCGCGGGGCAGCAUGCCGCCUGGGCUGGCCGCUGCCGUUCCCGUCCGUCGCCGGCUCUCAACCGCGGCCACCACGCCGCUGUCCAGCCUCACCGACGCGCUCCUCGCCACCCGCCUCGCAAGCCACCUUCUCACCACGCCGCACCUGCCUGCCGCGCUGCUGCCCGCGGCGCCGCUCCCGCUCCCCGUCCACCUCCACAUCCUCCGCCACCCGGCGCUCCCGCCGGCCUCCAAGCUUUCCUUCUUCCUCGCCGCCACCCCGCCCUCCUCCCCGCUCCUCGCAUCCAUCUUCCCCGUCCUCCUCCGCGCGCUCGCCGCUGGCUCCCCGCCGCUACUCGACGAGCUCCUCCCGUUUGCGCUCUCAUCCCCAUCCCCUUCCACCCUCCUUCCAUCACUCCUCUCGUCGCUCCUCUCCGCGUCGCGCCUCGACGCCGCGCUGUCCCUCUUGGACGCCGCGCCACCCGACCUCCUCCCCCGCCUUGCCGCCGCCGCUCUCCCUUCCCUCAUUGCCUCCCCCGACCUCAUCGCCGCCGUCCCUGCCAUCCGCAGGCUGCUUCCCAUCGCCUCCCAACCACCGCCCGUACGGGUCACGAACCGCCUCCUCCUUGCCUUGUCGAAGGAGAAUCUCUGUGAUGACUUCCGUCAUGUGUUCGACGAAAUGUCGAGGAGGGGCCUCCCUUCGAAUGCAAGGUUCUACAACAUUUGCAUCCACGCAUUUGGCAAGUGGAGGCAGCUAGAUAUGUCCUUGAGGCUUUUUGCGGCAAUGAAGGCUGCUACUACUCCUGUUGUGCCGGACAUAUGCACGUAUAAUUCAGUCAUUCGGGCUCUUGUGGUUGGUGGGCGGGUUACUGAUGCCUUGGUGACAUUUGAUGAAUUGAAGUCUUCUGGAAUUGAGCCAGAUGUAUUCACUUACCGGGCUGUCAUGAAUGGAUGCUGCAAGAGUUUUCGGAUGGAUGAAGCGUUGCGCGUGUUUCAGGAGAUGAGGGGUCGCAGUGGGGUGGGUGAUGUGGUGGUGUACAAUUCUCUUCUCGAUGGGCUGUUCAAAGCUAAGAAGCUUGAUGAGGCAUGUGGAUUUUUCGAGACAAUGGUGGCAGAUGGAAUCCAAUGCUCGGCAAGCACACACAACACUGUGAUUGAUGGGCUGUUCAAGAAUGGGAGGGCAGAAGCAGCAUGUCGGCUGUUUUAUGAGCUAAGAAGGAAAGGGCAACUGUUGGAUGGAAUUGCUUAUAGUAUCAUGGUGAGGGAGUUCUGCAAGGAGGGGGUGGGGGACCAAGUUGCAGAGGCUGUAGAGUUGGUAAAGGAGAUGGAGCAGCGGGGCUUCAUUGUUGAUUUGGUUACCAUAACAUCAUUGCUGAUAGGUUUUAACAAGAGUAAACGUUGGGACUUGGAAGAACAAAUAGUAAAGUUUAUACGGGAUGGCUCUGUAUUGCCAGAUGCCAUUAGGUGGAAAUCAAACAUGAUGGUUGCCUUGAGAGGGCCUCAGGACAGAGGGAAAGAUGGGACGCCAAUGUUUUCCUUUGAUGGUAAUAUGGAUGAUGUGAUGAAUUUGGUCAAUCCUGUGGGACAUACAGUUACUGAUGAAGAAACCCCAAAUAAUGAUCUUAAGGAUGAUUGGUCAGUGUCACCACACUUGGAUAAUCUUGCUAAACAUGCUGACAGAUUGAAUAGCUCUGCUGUAUUUACAAUGCACAGAGGGCAGAGGGUGCAAGGUAUGGGGGCCAAAACGUUUGAUGCUGACAUGAUCAAUACUUACUUGUCAAUAUUUUUAGCCAAGGGGAAGUUGAGUGUUGCUUGCAAAUUAUUUGAGAUCUUUACAAAUCUAGGGAACAAAGGGACAAGUUAUACGUACAAUUCAUUGAUGACCUCAUUCGUCAAGAAAGGUUAUUUGAAACAGGUGUGGGCAAUUCUUCAUGAGAGGGGUGGGCAGCUCUGCCCUAAUGAUGUAGCGACAUAUAAUCUGAUCAUUCAAGGUCUUGGCCAGAUGGGGAAAACAGAGGUUGCCAGCACAAUUAUUGACCGUUUGUCAAAGAAAGGUGUUUACAUGGACAUUGUCAUGUAUAACACUCUGAUCAAUCAGUUGGGAAAGGUUGGGAAGGUUGAAGAAGCAGGCUCCUUGUUUGAUCAGAUAAUCAGAAGCGGCAUGAAGCCAGAUGUUGUCACUUUUAAUACUUUGAUCAAUAUAAAUGCAAAAGCUGGUAGACUAAAGGAAGCUGACAAGUAUUUAAGGAGGAUGAUCACAGAAGGCAUUGCACCAAACCACGCCACAGAAACAAUAUUGAUUUUCCUUGAUAAGGAAAUUGAAAAGAAAAGGCAGCACAAAUGAACUAGGAAAACAAUACAAACGAAAACAGCAUCAUCAACUCUAUUACUUGUAUUAACCAUUCCAAGGCAUGUCCUUGUUUAUCCAAACUGAAAAGCUGCAGUGAAAUCAUUAUUACUGUAAAGCUGAAUAUUCAGCAAUAAGCAAUUAGAGUGAUGAUCACUUUCGGUAAGCUCACAGACAUUUCUGCUUUAUCCAUAUAGGAAGAUGCUCUGUGUAUUGUUGGUUUAGAGAUGUUGCUGUGGGUUCCUGUAAACACUGUCAGACAAUUAGGCAGCCUGUUGACCACAGGGCACAUUUAAUCCUGCAAGCUGCAUCAAUUUCAUUGAAUGGGAUCUUCCAGUGCCAUAUCACACAUCCAGAGUCGAUCUGAGAUGCUAUUAGACAAAACAAGCGUGCUUUGGCUGAAAUACAGAUUGAUGGUGCUCCAGCUCCCAUUCCACAAAAGCAGAAAACAUCAAAGGUAGAGAGAGGCGUGCAAUUCAGGAGGCUCAACGUGCUGCUAAAGUUGCUGCGAAGGACGCAGGUAAACCAGGAAAAUCUACUGGUGCUGGUUCUGCGGCUGAUUCUGCAAUGUCCAAGCAAGCAAAGCCAGCAAAAUCUGCUCAGAAGAAACAUAUGCCCUAACCUGCAAGCACAAUUACUUCUGAGAAGAAGUCUACUGAACGUCUUCCAGAAAGAGACAGAAAGCUAGAUGCUCCUCAUCCCUGCAUGCAUUUUGAUGACGGGCAUAAAGUGGAGAAAGCAAGCCCCCUCCCCCGGCAGUAGUCAACCAAUCAGAGGUUCGAAACAGAGUUGAAUUGUUUAGGCAUCAUCAGUAUGUGCAUGGCAGAUGGCACUCAGCUUCCUGACCUCGAGGCAAAAUUCUUUCUAGAGCCAAUGCAUCCUUCUGUGUACAAGUUCAGGCUUUGUUGAGAGAACUACCACCCUAUAGUAGACCAGACAUGAGCAAUGUCCAUGCCAUGAACUGACAUUGAUGCUGACAUCAUUCCACUCAAGUUUCUCUCAGCACAGAUUGAUGUUGGCCAUUUUCUGGAUGGUACUUGGUAUGCCCUUGCUUUACUUUUUGUCUAAUAUUUUGAUACAGAAUAAGUUGUUUUUGCUUUUUGGUUGGUUGGUUAUGGUUGUUUGAUUUGGGGACAGGAAGUUCAUGGCUAUACUUCAAUAAGGUGAUUAUUCAUUUAUUACUCUUUCCUUUAAGGGGCCCAUUCAUUCCUAUAUUGAAGCCAUUAACAAAAGAUGCAUCUUUUCAGAAAUAGCAAUUCUAGCUAGGGGAAAUCUAUGAGAAUUACAUCGAACACAACAUUAUUUCUCAGCUUUACUCUGUUCGUUUUGUUGUAUAAUCAUGAUGAUAUCUAUCACAUGAUUAUGUCCCUAUGAUACUUAAGUGGCUGUGUUCUAUGCCAAGGGGUCCCUAGUUGAGUUAGUUAGGAGGCUCUGAUAGCUCUCCUCAGGUCCUGGGUUUGAAUUCCCGUGGGAUUGAAUUUCAGGAUGUGGUUAAAAAAAAUCCCUUCGUCUGUCCCACACCAAAUCAUAGGUCUAAGGAUCGGCCUAGGUCGUUGGUCGUCUCACAUGUGUAUGAAGUUUACUGUCAUAAUGAAUUUGGCAAGCAAAAUUUGUUAGAGCUUUGGUCCAUAUUGUGACACCAUUUCUUCAUUCAUAAUAAGCACAGAUAGAUACUAUUAACUGGAAAGCUUAGAUUAUGGACAUUGUGUACUUCCAUAUGGAGCUUAGUUUUGGUCCAUAUGAAGAUUUUGGGACUGAACAUUUUGUGCUUUCUCAAUGAUCUAGACUAGGAGAAUUGCUAUCAUCUGGUUUUUAGCUUUGUAUUAUGAGUUGGAGAACUGAUUGAGAAAUUGCCAUUGAUCACAUGUGGAAUACUUCUAGCUGGGUACAUGCAUAGAAGCCAGGACAUGUUCCCUGUGCAUUACUGAAUUACUGGACAAUUUGUCAUGACGUUACGUUACACUGAUUUUGUUCUCACACUAUAUCAUGCAUCAUUAUCCAAAGGAAUCACGUAACUAUUGCUGGUAGUUUUCUUUAAUUCCUUUAAAAAUUGUUUCUAAGAUAUAUGUUUUGAACUACAGGGUAUACCUCAUGACAGCCGUGCUACAUGGUUUGAUGAUUUGUUAUCUAUAGAUAGCAUAGAGUCGGUAGAGUAUAGAGAACCACACUGGAUCUGGUUUAGUAUAUUGUUACUGUGCCUACAAAACAUCUCCUUAUUUUAAAACAGUUUUGGAUCAUAUACAUAGUUAAAUACCGAAAGAGACUCGUGCUUUGAGCCAA